Messenger RNA from Ipomoea triloba (trilobed morning glory), 951 nucleotides. RefSeq lists its product as uncharacterized. The coding region runs from base 1 to 951 and encodes 316 amino acids. The transcript has a single exon. The record is from RefSeq and is a predicted model, not a curated record. NCBI's taxonomy places the organism in Eukaryota, Viridiplantae, Streptophyta, Magnoliopsida, Solanales, Convolvulaceae.
AUGGCACUCAAAGUGAGAAACAAGUGGGGAAUUAUCAGUGGAGCAAUUCCAGUCCCUGCUAGUAGCGAUCCAGAGUACGAGGCAUGGGAAAGAUGCAAUAUUCUGGUUAGUACUUGGAUUAUCAAUUCUCUUAGUCCCUCAAUUGCACAGAGUGUGAUGUAUUUUGAUCUAGCUGAACACAUUUGGGAGGAUUUGAAAAAUAGAUUUUCACAAGUAGAUGCUCAUAGAAUUUCUGACCUUCAAGAUGAGAUCUAUAGUCUUAGACAGGGAGCUUGUAGUGUUACUGAUUACUAUACUCAGUCCAGAAUUUUAUGGGAAGAAAUGAGCUCACUGAGGCCUCUUCCUAUAUGUGAAUGUAAUCUAAAGUGUCAAUGUGGUUUGAAUGCUCAGAAGUGCUCAUGUGAACUAGCUGCUAAGAUCAGAAAAGAACGAGAGGAUGAUCAGGUUAUUCGUUUUUUGAAAGGCUUGAGUGAUGAGUUUUCAAGCAUAAAAUCAGGAGUGCUGCUUUUAGAUCCCAUGCCCCCUGUGCACAAAGUCUUUGCCAUGGCAAUGAAAUUAGAGAGGCAGUUGCAUGGCCUUGUAACAGUACAUAUUAAUGCUAGCCUUACUGAUGCAGUAAGUGAAAACAUUGUGGCUACUGUAAACAACAACAACAAGAGGAAAUUUACCUUCAAUAAUGUGAAUAAAUCUAUGGCUAAGUGCACUUUCUGUGGAAUGACUGGUCAUACGGUUGAGAAGUGUUAUAAGAAACACGGUUAUCCACCAGGUUGGAUACCAGGAUACAAGUCUAAGGGCAAACAGAUACAGACUGGAGUCUCUGCUGCAGUAUCAGGUAAUACUAAUCAGAAGUAUGUUAGUUCUAGACAGGUAGAAGCUGAUCUUAACUUGUCCAACGAGCAAAUCCAGAAGCUCAUCUCUAUGCUACAACUGCAAGCUGGACAAAAUAGCUGA